Limulus polyphemus (Atlantic horseshoe crab) is the source of this 3798-nucleotide messenger RNA. RefSeq names its product transcription factor Sox-8-like. Gene Ontology annotation, cellular component: nucleus. The transcript is spliced from 3 exons. The coding region runs from base 539 to 2023 and encodes 494 amino acids. NCBI's taxonomy places the organism in Eukaryota, Metazoa, Arthropoda, Merostomata, Xiphosura, Limulidae. Gene Ontology annotation, biological process: regulation of transcription by RNA polymerase II. The record is from RefSeq and is a predicted model, not a curated record. Gene Ontology annotation, molecular function: RNA polymerase II cis-regulatory region sequence-specific DNA binding; DNA-binding transcription factor activity, RNA polymerase II-specific.
ACUGUGACAGCGUCAUUGAAUACCCUCACACACCGGAGAUAACUGUGGUGACUGCCAUUGGAAAAAAAAAAAAUAUAGUAGAAAUGAGGGUGUUCUACAUUCUGGGUUAUAAAGGCUGUGAACGAGGUUAGAGGAGAACCACAUGCUGUAGUUGGCGACCGGAGGUUCUGUAACAGAAGUUCAUUCAUGACUAUAGUGUAUAAACGUUAAUUGUCUACGUUGAGUUAGCUAUCGUAGCCCAACAACACCAGUUACGCCUUGCUGGUGGUCAACAGCAGUGUGUUUGUUUAAAGACUUUAGCUCUACGUGGGAUCAUGUAUCUGUUUCAACUUUCUUAAGUUGUUGUUGCUGGCCUUCAUGCUUGUUAUAUAGUAAGUUAGAUGUGAUCACCUGGACUCAGAAUGGUUCAUGUUUAUACGAGGAAUAUUUAUUUUCUAAAUUGAGUUCUGUGUGAUUCAGAUAAUUCAAUAUUGAUUAAAAAAACAAACAACAAACCUACGACUCUCAUGUUCCAAUAGUCGAAAGUACCCGUACCAGAAUGAACAAAGCCAUUGAUUGUGGAGCUACGGCGGGAUUAUCCGAUGGUUAUGACGAGGAUUCCCUACAGGAUACUACGGACACUGAAUCUGGCUCUCCUGGUGGUUUAGGCGGAAUGUCGACGGCAGCUUCGAGCAACGACCCCCUCGAGUCGAACCCGACUAUUCAGGAUGCCGUGUCUAAAGUUCUCGACAGUUAUGACUGGUCCCAAGUAGCAAAGAGCAGCCGACAGAGCGGCGCGGAUAAACGGAAACCCCACGUGAAACGACCGAUGAACGCCUUCAUGGUCUGGGCUCAGGCCGCUAGGCGGAAGCUGGCAGACCAGUACCCCCAUUUGCAUAACGCUGAACUCAGCAAGACCCUCGGGAAACUGUGGAGGCUUUUGGGUGACGGUGAAAAAAAACCGUUUAUUGAAGAAGCGGAAAGGUUACGCUCCAAACAUAAAAAAGACCAUCCGGACUACAAGUACCAGCCUAGAAGAAGAAAACCGCCAAAAAGUUCAACAUUUUCCACCUCUUCAGUUUCUGGCACAGAACCAUCACAUUUACCUAUAAAAGCUAUAGCUUCCAUUGGUCAUCGAAAUAAUCUUGGAGCAGAUUCUUCGGACAGCGACAAUAGAUCGUACAACAACCUCUAUUCUGGUCGUAUUGGUCCUUACCCUCCACAUCAAAGCCCACCAACGCCACCUACAACACCGUACCAUGGCGCCAGAAUCCUUCAUCACAAAAGCAGAGAGGAAACAAAUUCGUUAAUAUCAGACGGGAUCAUACUUCAAUCAGGCAGAGGUACCACACAGAACCCAGUUAGCGUUCAGUCAGGAGGAAGUAGUUCAAUAGUGCUGCCAUCUAGGGAGACACAGUGCAAAUACGCAAGAGUGGAAGAAUCUCCGUCCAGUCAAGUUCCAACAAUGGGAUCUCACGGAGCCGUUGAUCCAUACGUUCAUCUAAGCUUAACUGGAGCUCCGCAGUACUCUCACAUCCCCCAUGGCAACCUCUCUAUGGUUGGAGCUGGAGCUUCUUCUACUACACCUUGGGGCCGGUUCUCUGCCGAGCAGUUUUCUCAAGAUCGCCUUCGGGUUAGCUGCUUAUCUAGUGCGCAUGUGUCUCGUGAAGACCACCACAUGGUGGGUGAGGGCUUAAUCGGAACCCAGGGUUGCAAGGAAGGAGGCCUAGCAGGAGAUCGAGGCCCAGGAAACCCGCCACUGGACCUUUAUCGGACCCCCAACUACAGCGCUGAUUACACCACUCGUCGUUCCGGAACUACAAGUUUCGUUGAACCAGAGAGCUUUCCUCAUUGCACAAAAGCCUUCACGACUCCGUCGGCAUUGCUGGGAGUACAAAGCUGCCCUAUGUUUAGUCAUGUAGUUCCCGGCUCUCAGGGGGAGCCAUCACUAUUUGUGCCAGACAGCAGGCCUCAGCUCGAAGGCACAAACUCGUGUGCUUACAGCUCAGGUCAUACACUGGGUCAUUUUCUUCAGCCCAGGUAGUAAACUUUCAUAAUGUGUGUUUAUAAUAUAACUUCGGGAAGAAAUGUUUAUGUUUCUAUACACAUACCUUACGCCUUGAUCGACUCUGAACUUUUAAGCGGUGAUGUUGCUCCACGUCAUUUUUAUUAUCAAUUACAAAUCUAUCAAUUCAAUAAGAUGCAUUGUUUUAGAGUAGAAUUUAAUCACUUAAAGAAGCUUAAUAAAAUUAAUUUUCAGCGUUAUUCCGUAGAACGUAGGGUAUUUUGGUCAGUGCAGAUAAUCAUUGCGUCAGUAUUCGAAUUGCAGCGUUUGGUGAUCAUUGCAAGAUGAUAACUUCAAAGUAAUGAUUAUUUAAUAUUUGUAAAAUUCCCGUCGAGUACUAACGAAAUAUAAAGGUGCAAUACGAACACUAGGUUGCCACUUGAAUAAUGUUUUCAUUUUUGUACACUGUUUUAAAUUAUAUUUAAUAACCAAAUGAAACUAGGUAAAGAUUAUGCAACCAGAAGAACUGCUAAAACUUACAAUAAAAAUUACAAUAUCUUUAAUUAUGACUAAAAAGCAAACUUUUUUUCGGUUAUGCAAAAAAAAGGGUCAUAAAAUAUAGAACUGAGAUCAUUUGUUUUUUAAUUUCAUGCAAAGCUGCGCUAACCGUCCCUAAUUUUGAAGUUAUAGACUAAAGGGAACGGAGGGAGUCAACACCGCCCAACACCAAGCCUUGGAUUACUUUUUACGAACGAACAGUGUACCCCAGUAUCACAUCAUUCAACUGUGCGUGUGUUUUUAUGAAUAACAAUUUUUGAUCUGAAUAAAAAAUCACACUUAAGCAAGCUAGCUAACUUCACAGAGUGCACCCUAUUGUACAUUUAAAUUUUCUUUUCUAUUGCUGCUGUCUGGAAAUAUUUGAUUUCGUUAAUCGUUAAUCAGCAGACUAGAUUUGCCGCUGCCGCCAUCUAUUGAACGUAUUUGAUAAAACAAGUGUGACAUUUCCAUCUCCAAUAAUACAUAUUUUCGAACAUUUUAAGCCAAUUGAAAAGAACGUACGAUAGACUGUGCUUAUAUUUUCUCUGUAAGUGUAUUUAUUAUAAGUGGGUGGCAUUUAUGGAGCUAAGCCAUGAUGGAUUUCAAUAUAAUCAUUAUGGUGAAAUGAACUAAAAACUGGUUUAAUGUUGUUUAUCUUGUGUAUUUAUCCCCUUAGUUGUAAUAUAUUAAUUUGUUACAGAGUUAUUUUACCUAUUUCAGCUAUAACCUAGAUCUAAGUGAACGUUAGAUAUGAUACCGUUACGUAAGUUUAUAUUAUCAAGUUAAGAACUCUGAAAGAAGUUCUGUAAUAAGUUAGAAAAUAAACAUGUUGUUACGAGCGAAAACAAACAAACACAAAAAGGUAUUUUAAAGCCACGAGCAGCUAUAUCUCUCAUCAUAAAGCCUUCAGUUUGAAACAUUUUUUUUUGUCUGCAUUAUAAAUACUAAGAUAAAAAUGGCCAAGUCUGACAACCAGUAUAUGUUAGUUUACCAAGAGAUUGAAUAUAAAAAAAAAUAUUUGUUUGAAUAGUGAGCAUACUGACGAGAUAAAUAACGUAAUGAAGAAAACAAAGGUGGGAUUGCUGAGUUAGUUUCUUUAUUUUACGAAGUCCUGUAAUACUCUCGUUUCACCCAUAUUCUGGAACCCAGGGAGGAACAGUAACAAGUAGUAACUUUUAAACGUUUAAUAUAUAAUAUAACUUGCGUACCUUCUAACUUCCAGAAGGACUUUAGUAUUGUAAACAAAAAAUGGCUAAUAAAAUAUGUUUCAUAUGACA